Molecule: messenger RNA, 950 nt
Organism: Prosopis cineraria
Lineage: Eukaryota; Viridiplantae; Streptophyta; Magnoliopsida; Fabales; Fabaceae
Product: tuliposide A-converting enzyme 2, chloroplastic-like
Exons: 2
Coding region: 193-693 (166 amino acids)
Molecular function (GO): hydrolase activity
Source: RefSeq, a predicted model, not a curated record
CUUUACCAACGUCAACACAACUGUCCUCACUUGCAAGUCCUCCGCUCAGCGUCAACCUCAUCAACAAGAAGAACGUCCUUGCCGGAGAUUUCAUGCCCAGGAUAGCCUUCAGCGACAACAUUAGGGAGUCGGUGUUUAUCAGGACACUUACGAUCCUCAUCUUUCUCCCAAUCGAGAGCUGUCGACAAUCAUAUGCAGACCCCGAAAGAUGAUCGGUGUUGGGGUCUAAGAAGACGAGGAGAACCAGAAACACCUAAGCCAGAUUUGAGGGAAACCCAAGCUCCUUCCAUGGAUCCCCAUUCAACCACUGAUAUGACCAAAUCCUCCGCAGCUUCCAUCCCUGCUUCUGUACCCACAAAGACGGCCGCGUCCAACACCUCAUGGGGGAAGCAUCAACCCUGUCGCCAGCGUUCAACCCAAAGAAAUCACCAUCAACCCCAAAACCGGCUUAUCCGCCUGAAGGCCCAGGGCACCGCCGACAAGCUUCCCUUGCUAAUUUACAUCAACGGCGGCGCGUUCUGCAUCUGCUCGAUGUUUCAUCCAUUUUACCAGGGACACCUCAACACCAUUGCCGCAGAAGCAAAUGCUGUUGUUCUGUCCAUCAACUACAGGUUAGCCCCGGAGGCCGGAGCAAACACAUUUGUUCUGUUGGAAGAGGUGCAUUCUCUGGGGGAGGUGAAGACUAAAGAAUGAUGAAGACGAAGGAUUCCGUAGCGGCCGGAGGGACCUGACUUGAGUGCUCGUCACUCCUUGCUCUUGAGUAUCAUGAGAGAAAGUAUUCUUUUAUUUUAUAUUUAUCAAAACAAAAUUUUAUAAACAUUAUAAAAUUAUUUUAAUACUUUUUUAUUUUCAAUUUAAUUUAAAUUUAAUUUAAAGAGUUCAAUUUAAUAUUAAAAUUUUAAUUAAAGUAUAUUUUUUAUCCUUUAAUUUUACAUCAAAUUUUAUUUUAG